Molecule: messenger RNA, 2799 nt
Organism: Sinocyclocheilus anshuiensis
Lineage: Eukaryota; Metazoa; Chordata; Actinopteri; Cypriniformes; Cyprinidae
Product: inter-alpha-trypsin inhibitor heavy chain H3-like
Exons: 21
Source: RefSeq, a predicted model, not a curated record
AGGCUGUGUGGUCUGUUUGCUGUGCAGGUCAUGAUGGAUCGAGCAGCUCUCCGGCUGAUUCUCUUGGGUGUUUUUCUCAUCUCAGCCUCUUCAGGUGUUGUUAAGAAGAAACAAAAUGUGGAUAUAUACAGCUUCUACAUUAACUCCACGGUCACCAGUCGCUACGCCACAACAGUCAUCACAAGCCGUGUUGCGAACACACUGAAUGAAUCUCAAGAGAUCCAGUUCGAGGUCAAGAUUCCCAAGAAUGCCUUCAUCAGCAAAUUCAGAAUGGUUAUAGAGGGAAAAACAUAUGAUGGAGUUGUGAAGGAAAAAGAGGAAGCUCAGCAGCAAUACAGUCAAGCAGUAUCUCGAGGUCAAAGUGCUGGACUGGUCAAAUCUGUUGGAAGGACUUUAGAGGACUUUAAAACCUCAGUGACAGUGGCUGCUUUUAGUAAAGUGACGUUUGAGUUGACCUACGAGAAACUGUUAAAGCGGCGCCUCGGCAAAUAUGAGCUACUCAUCAAUGCCCAACUGAUGCAGCCUGUGGCUGACUUCAAGGUUAAUGGAAGAAAUGAAUAGGACCAGGGCCGUGCACAGACCUUUUGAGGGGCAUGUGCUGAAACUGAAAAAGGGCACAGCUUAGAUGCAUGGGUGUCCUUCUACCCCACUCGAGAUCAACAGACCAAGUGUAAAAGCUGUGGAGAAAAUGGGUUGAAUGGUGACCUGCUCAUAACAUACGAUGUGGAGAGACGAAAUCCCAAAGGAGAAGUCAUGGUAUCAAAUGGCUAUUUCGUCCACUACUUUGCCCCCUCUGAUGUUCCACGUAUUUCCAAAAAUGUGGUGUUUAUCAUUGAUCGGAGUGGUUCUAUGAGCGGCAGAAAAAUAGAACAGACUCGAUUGGCACUGCUAAGGAUUUUGAGUGAUCUUGAUGAAGAUGACCACUUUGGAUUGAUCACCUUUGACAGUGAAGUUAACUUAUGGAAGCGUGAGCUCCUCAAAGCUACUGAGGCAAAUCUGAAGAAUGCGAAAUCUUUCGUGAAUGAGAUCACAGAUAGAGGAGCCACGGACAUAAAUGCUGCAGUUCUAGCAGGAGUGGACAUGAUCAAUCGACAUCCACGAGAGGGAACAGCCUCCAUCCUGAUCCUGCUGACUGACGGAGAUCCCACUUCAGGUCUGACCAACAUAGAGAAGAUAAUGGCCAAUGUGAAAAAGGCCAUUGGGACAAAGUUUCCCCUCUAUUGCCUUGGUUUUGGAUAUGAUGUUAACUUUGAGUUCCUGACAAAGAUGUCACUGGAAAAUGGUGGAGUUGCUUGCAGGAUUUAUGAAGAUUCAGACGCUGAUCUACAGCUGCAGGGCUUCUAUGAAGAAGUUGCCGUCCCUCUCCUCACUGAUAUUCAACUUAAAUACCCAGUAGGGACAAACCUUACCAAGACCAGCUUUAGCUUGUACUUCAAUGGCUCUGAGAUUGUGGUGUCAGGACAAAUCACAGACAACAGUGUGGAGAGUUUCACCACUGAAGUCAUCGCAGUAUCAAAAGGCAGUAAUGUGACAUAUCAGGACACUACAAUGACAAAAGACCACAGUGAUGUCCCACCUGAGAAUGAAGAUUUCAUGCAGAGAUUGUGGGCCUACCUUACAGUGAAGCAGCUUCUGGAGAGACAGGUGCUUCUUAAAGGACAGGAGAAAGAGGAUGAAAAAAAAGAAGCUCUCAAACUCUUCAUGAAAUACCAGUUUGUCACUCACCUCACCUCUAUGGUUGUCACUAAGCCGCAGGAAGGUGACGUGGAAGUAGCCAACAAACCCAAAGAGGGAGAAAGGGGAGAAAAGGGAGAAAGGGGACAUGUUUAUUUGGAUUAUUUUGACUCGGCAUUACAAGGGCACAACAGUGCAGGGGAUUAUGAGAUGCUUCAUCACAUGCUGCCUACAUUUGGCUCCCCAACUAUGCAUACAACUACUCCCCCUGCUGUGCAAGUCCAUAGCAAUCGUUUCCUGCUGCCUGUUGUUGGUCAGUCGAAGCCACUUUGUUUUGAUGUUCCUGUUCCUCACAAACUCAGACUCCUGCAGGAUUCAGCUUCAGAGUUCUCUAUGAACGGAGAGUCUUUGAGUGAACAAAAUGGAUUCCAUCAAAUUGCUAUUCAUUACAAAACUAACCAUCACUUGAUAAUAAGCACAAAGUCUAUCAGUUACCGUAAUGGCCAGGACAAUGUUGAGAUUCUGUGGGGCCAGGAACUGAGCCAACACAAUACAGAUGGUGUGUCUCUGGUUGUCCUGGAAAAUGAACUGAAUGUUACCAUGGGAAAUAUUGGUGUUGUUAUUAUUUCUCAUAAGAAAGAUGGGGUCAUGUUUUUGUGGCCUGCCAUUUGGAAAUAUCCAAAAGAUGUCAACCUGACAGGUGUUUUAGGAAAGCCUGAUAUUUCAUAUGUGAAGACUAAAGGAUCACAAACACCAACUCUUAAGAUGAAGGACAAGGAGGUGAAGACAUCUUUGGAGACUGUCAGCGAUUACAGAUUACAUUCAACUCCUAUUCAAGAAUUCUGGCUUGUCCCAUUCCAGGCUGUGAUGGAGGCAGAGAUUUCUGAUUUCACUGUCACUCAGCUGUAGAGUUGACAAACAGUGUUUCUUUUGAUUUUGAUGGUUCAUGUUAAGUAAAUGCUUCAACGGUUUAAUCCUACCUGGCCUAGGAAGCCUUACUUAUAAUUGUCUUAAGUAUAUUGUUUGCUUGAUAUGCUGAUUUUUUUUGUUUGUUGUAAAUCCACUUCAGCUGCCUUUCCAGGGAUUAAUCCAGAUUGACUCUUAAUAAAUACAAAUUCUCAUGUC